CAACAGUGAGUGUGUGAAGUUCUUACUGAAGAAGAGAUGAAGACGCUGCACUUGGCUCUGAUUCUGCUCUCGCUGUCCGGUGUUCUUACUCAAGACAGUGGAUGGGGUGUGAAAUACACAGAUAAUCUGACCUCUGCUGUGAGAGGAUCCAGUGUCUCCAUUCCCUGUAGUUAUUAUUAUCCAACAUCAAACAUUCAGGUGACACAAAGGCUUUGGUGCUCAAUGAACUCAAACACAGAAAGGUGUACAGCCCCUCCGUAUGUUUAUAACAGCGCAUCAAACACCACGUCGGACUUUGAGUACGUUGGAGACGACAAAUCAAACUGCACUUUGUUAAUCCACAAUGUACAGUUCAGUUAUUCUGGAGAGUACAGAUUCAGAUUUAUAACUGAUGUGCCCAAUGGCAAAUGGACAGGACAACCUGGAGUGACUCUACAAGUUACAGAUUCUGAAAAUCCUAAGGAUCUCGAGAAUCUUGAUCGUUGGUCAGUCUGGAUGAUUGUUGGUGUAACAGCUGGAGUGAUCGUCAUCGUUUCAGUUAUUUUAGGAGCUGCGAUUUAUAUCAGGAGUUCACAGCAAUUAACGUCCGGUUUGUGCCUCAGAAAGGGGUCUCUGCAUGAGAGCGGGAGUGUCCACACUGUACAGCAGAAGGAGGACGACUCUCAGGUCUAUGCUAAUGUCCAGCAGACAGAGGACGAUCAUAACAUCUACGCUAAUGUAUAACAUUGACCUUAUUUGUUGCUCAGGUGUUCCACUUCUUGGCUUUGCUGUAUCUGAUUUAGGUAUAUCUAAUCAUAAAUCAGUCUCUUUCACUGUUGAUGUCUCAUUAUCCAAAUAUUUAGUCUUGUCUAGUCUUCUCUAAAAACAAUAAUAAACAAUGUCUCACACAGUGACAACAACUCCAAACUGGAAACCUCUUGUGCACCUUUGUUAUGUGUACAAUUUCUUUAGAAAGAAGAAGACACAAUGUGUGUUCAAAGUAAUAGACCCUUUGGUGCAUGUCAUCAGUUUUGAUUUCAACUGUUUCAACUGUUUCAAGGCAGUUGUUCAGUAAUUUCAUUGUUUCUUUCUAACAUUGGUAAAAGAAUCAUAAUUAUUUGUAUAAGAGGAAUCAUUUUCAGUUUGGUGUGAAUUAAAAAUGCUCUUUUUUCUUAAAUUUAGCCCAAGAUUUAUAAGCAAUUGAAAUUUAUACCAGUCAGGGUUUGAAC
This is a messenger RNA of Clarias gariepinus (North African catfish), 1208 nucleotides long. RefSeq lists its product as uncharacterized. Bases 37 to 723 code for a protein of 228 amino acids. Lineage: Eukaryota; Metazoa; Chordata; Actinopteri; Siluriformes; Clariidae. The transcript has 4 exons. The record is from RefSeq and is a predicted model, not a curated record.